Maylandia zebra (zebra mbuna) is the source of this 2960-nucleotide messenger RNA. The record is from RefSeq and is a predicted model, not a curated record. Lineage: Eukaryota; Metazoa; Chordata; Actinopteri; Cichliformes; Cichlidae.
CUCAUGAAGCAGUUUCAAAAAUAUAUUUUUAUUCAGGAGGAAUUUUGGUAGAUUGUUUUUGUUUUACUCUUCCCGAUAAUUUUGACCUUCCUAUUCCCUGAAGAUCAUUGGUCACCAUGGCAGCAGCCUAUCGUGUUGUUGUGAGCAGCGUGAGCUGUUACAACAGUGUGGUAGUAGACCGACGCACUCACUCCCAUGCAGUACACUACUGCUCAGGGCCAUGUGGAGCACUGUCCCAGGGCUUGGACUGCACUGUUGCACACCGUGGCACCUGUUCUGAGCUCCUUGUUGCACCUGACCCUCAAUACAAUGACCUUAACAGCUCGCCCAUACACUCCCGCAACAUUAUUGCUCAGCAGCUUCCUAACCAUGCUAAAGUUUGUCUUGCCAUGGAUAGUACUCAUAAUGGGAGCCUAGAGAGGGCAGGCAGCAGUGGCAAUUUAUCUUUAGGAGAAGAGAGCCCAACAUGGCGUGGUAAGAAGACCUCUGGUGGUGGAGCAUCGACUGGGAGUAUGACCUCCUCUGGCAGUCUGAAGGAUAUUACCGAAGAAGCCAUCAACCUGGCCAGUGGUAAACUCAAGGAGUUUUCAUUUGAUAAGCUCCGCCUCUCAUCCUCCAGCCACAUCACCUUCCGGAAAGGCCGUAAAGUCCGUCCUGACUCUUUUAGUCGUCGCUCCACCGACCUGGAGAUUAUUUAUGGCCACUUCAGCUCCAACCUUACCACAAAUGCAACUACUAACGGUAUGACAAAUGGCACGGCUUCUUCUAAUGAUGAGAACCUGCCACCAUUUGUGCAAGGGAAAGGAACGGUGCUAGAGGAAACGAAGAUUAAGGGCAACCCAGGCACCAUGUCGUCCAUCACCAAAGUUGCUGGUGGCUCAACAAACAGCCUCACGAGUAUUGGGUCAUUAGACCAAAGUCUGAACACAGUGGCCUCCCUGUACCGCAACACCCUAGGAGAAGAGAACUUAAUUGCCCGUCUGCUGGAGAAGACGCGAGCGGAGGCAGCUACUGGCGGAGCAGGUGGCGAAGACAUACGUGCCUGCCUUGAUAUUCUGCUUAAAUGUUCUGAAGACCUUAAGAAAUGCACUGACAUAAUCAAACAGUGCAUCAAACACAAAGCUGGUGGAGGCCCAGAGGAUGGGGAAGCAAGCCCUGACAGUGUGUAUCGGGCUGUGAUGACUCGUCUCAGUUCCUAUCUUAAGAGAUUGCCUCUGGAGCUGGAAGGAAUUGGAGGUUUUGGAGGCUGUGGACAGGGUGCACCUGGAAGCGGGCACAGUGAUUUGGCUGAACUGGUUAACACUCUUCACUCCAUCCAGCAGGGACCUUAUUCGCCGAUAUUUGGCAAUGAACAACCUCCUCGCUAUGAAGAUGUGGUGCUCUCUCCUCCAAUCCCAAAGACUGUUCCACAUUCUGUUUCUGCUCCAUCCUCUGUCUCAUCUACUUCUUUAUCUCUAAAAUCAGAUUCCAUCCAUACCAAACCAGUUCAGAGCUCAGCCCAGCUUAGAGCUACCCCACUUACUAAUGGAGUUAUCCAACAUCCACAUACUUCUUCUUAUACACAACAUACUCUCUCUCCUCCAACCAUUAUAUCCUCUUCAUCCAGCUCCUCUCCAACACACUCCUCCUCCCCUCUUCGUAACUCCCCGACCCCAGCUUAUACACACACUCCCCCAGCAUCUCCCAUGGAGGCUCUUUAUAUUGAGGAGGAGGAAGCAGAUAUGGGAAAGACACCAGAACAAAUCUCACAGCAGACACACACUCCAUCUAGAGGGAUGAACAGCAGCCAGAGCAAAAGUGGGACUAUGAUGGGGCAACACAUGCACCUGUCCCAAACACACACGCUCUAUAACUCUUCAAAUAAUUUGCCAGUCAGCUCUGGCUAUGGCUCAAAUUGGCCUUCCUCUGCGUCACUAACAGUCUCUGCACCCAAAGCUGCUGCACACAGGAAUGAUGACAUUGACAAGCUGCUCAUGGACUUGGAGAAUCUCUCUCAAAGUAUGACUCAUCCCAGAAAGACAGAGCCUCCACUUCCAGCCAAAACCAGGAAGAGAGAUGGGAGCCAAGGGAUCACCUCCAGUGAGUCCUUCACUCAACCCAAAAUGGCUCUGUUCCAAGUCUCAAAGCCAGACAGCCACUUAACCAUGAACGGCAUUAGCUCCAGAACUCCCCAGAGUUUCACUCCUCCUAAAGAAGAGAGGAGUGAAAAUGUGGCAGGAGAGGAGGAGGAUGGGGCAUUGUUGCUGAGAAUCCUUGAGAGCAUUGAGAGUUUUGCCCAAGAACUGGUGGAUUCCGGAGCAGGGAGCACAGGGAGUGCUGAGAGGAACAGUGGAAAGGAGCGGGAGGUGAUGAGGCUCCUGCAGGAUACACUGGCCACCGCUGGCAGGGCUGAUACUCCUCUGGAGAGCACAAACCCACCAGCUGCUCCCACCGCUCCAACUGUACAUACAGAUGCAAUCUCAGAUACACUGAUAAAACACACCUUGGCAAAUACACCUGAAGUUUCACCUGCCCCAACACCUGCAGUAUCUGAUUCUGAAAGCAGUGCUUCAGCUGAACAAGCACCGAAAUCUACACCUGAAAGUGCUCCCCAACCUUUGCCUACACCUACACCUGACCCUCCAGUCGAGUCUGUGGAUAAAAUUCCAGAAGCGUCUACAGAUGAGGAUGACUCAAAACCAGUCUCUGCCCCGAUAUCCUCUGCACCUGCAAACUUGCAUUCCUCUAAGCUUUCCGAUGAAACCAUACCUGUGGCCGCACCUGAAGCUCCAGCUCCUGUUGCUACGCCAACCACAGCAAGUGCUACCGUUGCUGUUGGUGAACAUACUGCUUUGAGAGAUGCUGGCUCAACCCUUCUUAUCCAGCAGACUCCAGAGGUCAUUAAAGUAAGUGUUCCAAAGUCACACUCACAAAUGCAUAAUCUAACAGACAAUCAAAGACAUGAACAUUUCAGAAAAUAG